Molecule: messenger RNA, 1040 nt
Organism: Salvelinus fontinalis (brook trout)
Lineage: Eukaryota; Metazoa; Chordata; Actinopteri; Salmoniformes; Salmonidae
Exons: 2
Coding region: 134-856 (240 amino acids)
Source: RefSeq, a predicted model, not a curated record
AAGGAAAACAAAGUUGGAGAAUCACUGUCUCUUUUCCUCUGCUUGGAAGACAAACGACUUGGUGUGUGCUAGGUUAUCAGCCGGUCCUGGCACCUUGGCAUCAGAGACAGAUCGAUGCUCCUGCGGUGGAUGAAUGGUUUCGGCACUCCGAGGCGACAUGGGACGCUGCUCAUGUGCAUUUACAACGGGCCAUCAGGCGGCAGAAGGCGAGGGCCGACGCCACCGCAGUGAGGCCCCGGUGUAUGCACCGGGGGAUCGGGUCUGGCUCUCGACCCUAAACCUGCCCCUCCGCCUGCCCUGCCGGAAGCUGGGUCCUCGGUUUGUGGGGCCAUUCAAAGUCCUGAAGAGACUGUACGACGUGAGUUACAGGUUACAGCUCCCCCCGAUUACCGUAUUAACCCCUCGUUCCAUGUGUUUCUCCUCAGGCUGGUGGUGGCUGGUCCACUCCAGAAGUCUGAGGUGCGGGAGGUUCCUCCGCCCCCUCUGGACAUCGAGGGGGCCCCAGGGUAUACUGUGCAAGCCAUCAUGGACUCAAGACGUCGGACGAGAGGCCUUCAGUACCUCGUGGAGUGGGAGGGAUACGGUCCAGAGGAGAGAUGCUGGGUGCCAGUGGAGGACUUCCUGGAUCCAUCAUUACUACAGGAAUUUUACCGCCUCCAUCCCGGAUCGCCCUGCGCCUCGUCCUCCGGGUCGUCCCCGAGGCCGGUGUCGGUGCUCUGCUGGAGCCGCGCGUCAAGGGAGGGGUACUGUCACGACUUCGGAAGAUGGUCCCUCUCCUUCUUCGGGCGGCGGUCGACGUCACCGGCUUUCGAGACACCACCGAUCCAUGUUUAAUUUUCGUUUUGUUUUGUCUUGAUCAUACACACCUGGUUUCCAUUCAAUUAAUUAUGUUCCUUAUUUAACCCUCUGAUUUCCCUCUCUGUUUUGUGAGUUAUUGUUUUGUCAUGUGGGUUCUCGUUGUUCGUGCUUUGGAUUAUUGUAUUUUGUUCCUUGUUGGAAUCUUACCUAUUUUGGAGUAAACGUUGGAUUAUUACUCAGAA